This is a messenger RNA of Cervus elaphus (red deer), 4800 nucleotides long. It is a transcript of the gene RGS3, whose product is annotated as regulator of G protein signaling 3. The coding region runs from base 80 to 1888 and encodes 602 amino acids. Gene Ontology annotation, molecular function: protein binding. Gene Ontology annotation, cellular component: nucleus; plasma membrane. The record is from RefSeq and is a predicted model, not a curated record. Gene Ontology annotation, biological process: signal transduction. NCBI's taxonomy places the organism in Eukaryota, Metazoa, Chordata, Mammalia, Artiodactyla, Cervidae. The transcript is spliced from 18 exons.
CCUCGGUUACUGGGAGCAACACAGACGCGUCGAGUUACAGGCGCCCUCGGCCUGGCCCGGCCAGAGCGGAGCCGCGGCCAUGGAGCGCUCCCUGCACCGCGUCUCUCUCGGGAGCCGGCGCGCCCAGCCGGGCUUGUCCUUCUACCUCACCACCUUUGGUCAGUUGAAGCUGUCCGUUGAUGCCCAGGACCGGGUUCUGCUUCUCCACAUCAUAGAAGGCAAAGGCCUGAUGAGCAAGGAACCCGGCGUCUGUGAUUCCUACGUGAAGAUUUCUUUGAUCCCUGAAGAUAAUCGACUGUGCCGCCAGAAGACACAGACCGUUCCGGACUGCAGAGAUCCUGUCUUCCAUGAGCACUUCUUCUUUCCUGUCCAAGAGGAAGACGAACAGAAGCGCCUCCUGGUCGCUGUGUGGAACAGGGCAGGUGACUCCAGACAGAGUGGACUUAUCGGCUGCAUGAGCUUCGGGGUGAAGUCCCUCCUGACUCCGGACAAGGAGAUCAAUGGCUGGUACUACCUGCUGGGGGAGGACCUGGGCCGGACCAAACACCUGAAGGUGGCCAGGCGGAGACUGCGGCCCCUGAAAGAACCGUUGUUGAGCAUGCCGGGAGGUGAGGAUGCCGAGAACGGGGAGAAACUCAAGAUCACCAUCCCACGGGGGAAGGACGGCUUUGGCUUCACCAUCUGCUGUGACUCUCCGGUCCGAGUCCAGGCUGUGGAUUCCGGGGGCCCGGCGGAGCGGGCAGGGCUGCAGCAGUUGGACACGGUGCUUCGGCUGAACGAGAGGCCCGUGGAGCACUGGAAAUGCGUGGAGCUGGCCCACGAGAUCCGGAGCUGCCCCAGCGAGAUCAUCCUGCUUGUAUGGCGCAUGGUCCCCCAGGUCAAGCCCGGGCCAGACGGAGGGGUCCUGCGACGGGCCUCCUGCAAGUCGACCCUCGACCUCCUGUCACCCCCCAAUAAGCGGGAGAAGAACUGCACGCACGGGGCCCAGGCCCGGCCGGAGCACCGCCAUAGCUGUCACCUGGUAUGUGACAGCGCGGACGGGCUGCUGCUCGGCGGCUGGGAGCGCUACACGGAGCUGACCAAGCGCGGGAGCCAGCACACCCUGCCCGCGCUGUCCCGCGCCACGGCCCCCACCGACCCCAACUACAUCAUCCUGGCCCCGCUGAGCCCCGGGAGCCAGCUCCUGCGGCCUGUGUACCAGGAGGACGCCAUCCCCGAAGAAUCAGGGAGUCCCAGUAAAGGGAAGUCUUACACGGGCCUGGGGAAGAAGUGUCGGCUGAUGAAGACGGUGCAGACCAUGAAGGGCCACGGGAACUACCAGAACUGCCCCGUCAUGAGGCCGCACACCCCGCACUCAAGCUACGGCACCUACGUCACCCUGGCCCCCAAGGUCCUGGUGUUCCCCGUCUUUGUCCAGCCUUUAGAUCUCUGUAACCCCGCCCGGACCCUCCUGUUGUCGGAGGAGCUGCUGUUGUACGAGGGGCGAAACAAGGCUGCCGAGGUGACGCUGUUUGCCUACUCAGACCUGCUGCUCUUCACCAAGGAGGAUGAGCCGGGCCGCUGCAACGUCCUAAGGAACCCUCUCUACCUCCAGAGCGUGAAGCUGCAGGAAGGUUCUUCAGAAGACCUGAAAUUCUGUGUGCUGUAUCUCGCAGAGAAGGCAGAGUGCUUAUUCACUUUGGAAGCGCACUCGCAGGAGCAGAAGAAGAGAGUGUGCUGGUGCCUGUCGGAGAACAUCGCGAAGCAGCAGCAGCUGGCGGCUCCAUCCCCCAACAGCAAGAAACUCCACCCUUAUGGCUCUCUCCAGCAGGAGAUGGGGCUGGCCAACUCAACCAAUGCUACCCAGGAUAGAAGCUUUACCUCAUCAGAACAGACUCUGAUUGGCUGAGCAAACCCAAGGGCGGGACUCUGCUUCUGGCAACUUAACCCUUUCUUGGGCAUCCCCUACCACAGAGUAACCUCACCUCAACUGGACCCAAACCGGAGGACCAAGAUGUUGGGCCUAGGGUCAUCUGAAGGGAGUGGCCCCACGGGUGUGUGUGGACUGGCAUCAGAAGGACCGCAGUGGUGUCUGAGGCCCUGUGGGCAGAUGCAGACUGGAUCUGAAAGUCCCAAAUGGAGAAGAACCAGAAGCUUAUUCCCUACAAGGAAGAAGGAGGUGAAAUAGCGUGUGGGCUUCCGGUGGUUCCAGCACCUGCCUUGGGGGCAGGGGGAGAGGUCGGGAGAGGUCAGCGCUGACGGAGAACAACGCCAAGAUAGAUGCCCGGCUGCCAGAAGAUAUCUCCACCCCUUCUCUCAUUUGUCAUCUGUACUCAAGCAUUCAUUCUUUCACUCGUCGGAUAUUUUGAGGGCAUGUGCUUUAUGCCAGACUCUGUGCUAGGAGCCUGAGAUAACUGUGGAGAGUGAGACGGAUGUGGUCUCUGCUCUCAUCUUAGUAGAGGAGUGAGCAUUACAUAAAUGUUAACACACACACGCUUGCACACAUGGUUACAAACUGUGAUAGUCUAUGAAGGAAAAGAAAGGAUUCUUUCAAGAGAGAAUGUUGUGUAGAUUGCUGUAGGGGUGGGGGAGGGGCAGGGGACAAGCCUGACUUUGAAGCCACGACCUGGAGGCCAGAAAGGAGUUAGCCAGUCAAGGACUCUGGAAGGAAUGUUCCAGGCGGACCGGAACAGCUUGUGAAGGGUGCCUGAGAUAGGAUAGGGGUGCGGCGUGCUGGAGGGACAGAGGCCAGGCCGCUGGAGCUUGAGUUUAGGUGGGGGGAGAGACCACCGGGGUGGGGCCAGGUGGUUCAGGCCUGUGGUGGUUCUUGUUGUCCUGAGAGUUCGGGUCUGGGCACAGUGGGAAGCCACUGAAGGCUUUUGAGAAAGGGAAUCACAGGGUCUCGGGGACCAUUUCUAGAAGAUGGUAGAACCCAAGGCAGGGGGUUCCUUAAGUCCUGAAGGUGAGGGGCAAUGGUGACCUGCCCUGGAGGGGCGCUGGGGAGGUGGUUAUGUGGAUGUCCAGACCCUGGGGGUAGCGGAGGCUCGGAUAAGAGUCUCCUGUCCUCCACCCUUCUCAUCCUCAGCCAUGUCUGCUUUCAGUGGAUGCAAGUAAGGGUGAGGCCAUCCUCACAGAGCCCCUUCCUCGUGAGGCCUGGGUAGGGACCAGGGCCGAGUGCUGAGAAUGUCCCCGGGAGCUGGCAGUAGUGGGCGCUUCUCCUGGCCAAGUUGGGAGCAGUGGGGCUUCUCCAGGCCUCAGCAGGGGUGGCCUGUGCUGUCUGUCCAUCCGGUGCUGAAUGGUCUGAUAGGAAACUGGAAUUCAGCCCCUGGGAAGCUGACUGGGUUGCUUUCCGUGGAGCUUCCGAGACUCGGGGACUGGGGCUAAGUGUGGCUCAGCACCGCUAGGGGAGACCCAUCCUGCUGUGAGGCUGAUUGGUGACCUGCCAGGGGACAGCGCUGAGAGCUCAGCCUGCUCACUGCCUGCCGCACCUCCCGCUGUGGGCCGGCGCGGGGCAGCUUUCACACCCUUCUGUCCAGACAAAGCUCACACACAAAGGGCAUGUGUAGGAGCAGGGCCUUUUGCCUAGAAAGGAGGUCAGAGAGGCUGGGCUUCAGCUUAGGGAAGUCCCCUUGAACACUCGGCAUUGUGUCCUGUAAGAUCCUCUCUGUGUUCUAGAGAGGGGGAGGGAUCUUGUGCCCUGCUGAAUUUGCUUAGCUGCUUUGACUACCUGAACCUCAAGAAGGGUGGCCCAGUAGAGAAUUCUUCCCUUAGCCUCCCACAGCUGGCCCCAGCCUAGGAAAGAUCAGACAUGCGGUAUCAGUAAUCUAACAGGGGAUCAGCCCGGUGCCCCACCCAGCAGGGGAAUGGCCGGCCAGAGUGGGACAAGCAGUGUCUAUCAGCUGAGACUCCGCCUGCAGGGUUAAUUCUGAGAGGCCAAGCAGCUGGGUCUGCACAGACAGCAAGCCACAUCAUGUUUUCAUUUGAUUCCCUUACAAAAUGACAUUAAGGGGAGAGUGAGGCCCAGGAGAACCGCCUGUCUGGAAAGGCAGCCAGCUUUUCUCUUCUGGACCUGGGGACCUACCUCUGUCCACCACACAGGUGCAGAGGUUGGGAGCUCUGGUCUCAGGGCAACAGAGACUCUAAAUGCGGCACCUGGCCCUGGGGAUGGCGCUUUGCUCCGCUUGUCCCAACAAGCUGCUGCUGCUGCGGAUGCAGACAUCAGCUCCUGGAGGGCCCUUGUCUUCCCAGUGACUGUGGUGAGCCACAGCGCCAUUGCUGCUCUGCCUUUCAAAUCGAUGAGACAAUUAAUUUGGCUCCACGGGCUCGAGAAGAUGAAAUACAACCGGGUGGCCAUUGCUUCUCAGCCGCCCGGUCCAUCCCCAGCCGUCUAGGAUGAUGAAUGCAUCGAAAUUGCCUUCAAGAGCCAUAAUCACGGGAAACAUGGCCGAGCCCCUCCCUCCACACAAAUCACUCUAAGAAGCUCACACAAUGGUCUCUUUCCUGAUGGCCCAAUUGUCUUGCUGUGUGUCUGGGGACCUACGGGCUGGGAGCACGGGAGCACAACCAUUUAUUGUUGAAAAGGCCAUCUGUGCGAUUUGAAUACAAAGUGACUCUUUAAAUUCCCCGACCCACCCCCUGCACAUCCUUUGAUCCCAUUUUCUUGUUUUCUUUAUUGUCUCACGCUCUGGAUCUGUUGAAACUCCUGGUCUCUGCUGCCUGGGUCCUUUGGCAGUUUGGGAAUUGGGACCUGUUGGAAAUAAUGAAGACAUUUAUUUAUGUAUGACUUUUCAAAAAAAAUUCUUUAUUUUAAAUUCUUUUUCA